Molecule: messenger RNA, 816 nt
Organism: Arabis nemorensis
Lineage: Eukaryota; Viridiplantae; Streptophyta; Magnoliopsida; Brassicales; Brassicaceae
Source: the annotation of a GenBank genome assembly
AUGGAAGAGCGGAUCUCUCCCGGAAGUUUCUUCCAGUAUCCACUUUCUGGAUUCCGUGCUUCUCCCAAUAGAUCUCCUUGUCCUCCCACUGAUCGUGAAAGGUACUUGGCUGAAUUAUUACAAGAGAGACAAAAGCUGAGUCCCUUUUUGCAAGUAAUGCCACAUUGCUGCAGACUGCUAAAUCAAGAAAUCCGGAGGGUUUCUAGUUUUUCUGAUCUUGAGAGAUAUGAGCAUGGCAGUCCAUUUAGAUCGCUUGGCCAGCCGACUAAUGGAAAGCUUGAUUUAGAGGGAUGGUCAAUGAUGCAAGCAGAGGAAAAUUGUCAUCUCCAGAGAGCUUCUCCAUUUCGUGGUCCUGCUCCAGUGGGAUGGGUUGGGAUGCCCGGGCUCCCUACCCCACCCAUUGUGAAAAGAGUGAUUAGACUUGAUGUGCCCGUGGAUAAAUUUCCAAGUUAUAAUUUUGUUGGCCGGAUUCUCGGGCCACGUGGAAACUCCCUAAAAAGAGUUGAGCUGGCAACACACUGCAGGGUGUUCAUUAGAGGACGAGGAUCUGUGAAGGAUACUGUCAAGGAGGAAAAACUUAAAGGUAAGCCAGGUUACGAGCAUCUCAGCGAACCAUUACACGUACUGAUUGAAGCCGAGCUUCCAGAAGACAUAAUACACUCUCGAUUGGAGCAUGCUGUCCAUUUCCUGGAAUCGCUCCUAAAGCCAAUGGACGAGUCUAUGGACCACUACAAGAGGGAACAGCUGAAGGAGUUAGCAGCUCUGAAUGGGCAAAAGGCUCUCUAUGCAUCGCCUAUCUAUCCUUCUGCGAGGUGA